ACAAAUCACUGCAUGAUUGAUCCUUCUGUAAAUAUGUGUAUUGUAAAAUCCCAUACAUUUUGCAAAACACUACAUCGGGUAAAAAAAACUAAACAAUAGCUUAGAUAUCACCAUAAAUCCAGUUGAUUAGACAAUAAUUACAAGUUUUCUGAAAUGUUAUGUUUAAUAUAACCAAAUGCUAACUUUUGGUGAAUUUAGGAUAAAUCUAUAGACACAAAUAGAGUAAUUGCAGUACCAUAAAUGUGUAUUUUGGAUGUUUUUUAUUCACGAGUCCCUAAAUCUCAGUCUCAGCAGUAACAACCUCUGGACACUAGGUGGCGGUAUAAGGCUGAUGUUUUAUUGUGUAUGUAUGUGUGUGAAGAAUUAUUCGUUUGUAUCCGCUUUUACAGAAGUAACUAAAGUGCAUCAGUGAGCGUGCUGGUUGCUCACACAUCUAUAUUUAACUGACGAAGAGUAAAAUGCGGCUGCCUGUGACAUCCAUGAUUGUGGCCGUUUUGCUGUGUGUUCUGCCGGCUGGUGUGUCCGCGGACUCCGGGAUUACACUCUACAAGAAGGUGGGUGAUGCUGUAGUCCUAAAACCAGGCACCGCCUCUGUGACUGGCCCCAUCAUCAACAUCCUGUGGAAAGAUGGAGGUAACAUCGCCAUGGAGUGGGAAGGAGCGGAAAUUGAUAGUAAACGUCACUUCAAAGAACGUGGUCACCUGAACACUUCUACUGGAGCGAUGACAAUCACAGGACUGACUCCAGAGGACAGUGGGCUGUACACUCCAGAGAUCAACAACGAGAUCAGGAGUCCAACAAUUCUCAAAGUCAUCUUUCCCGUUCCUAAACCCACCGUUGUUGAAUCCUGUAACGAUGAGAAGACCAGUUGUACUCUGACCUGCGGCGGGGACACCAUGGACCCCGAACUGGUCACCCGCAGGUGGAAGUUAGGUGAUAAGGUGACCUUUUCAUCUAAGGAGCUUCACAUUACAAAGGACGUCAGUUUGAAUAUAAGCGAGUUCAGCUGUGAGUUGGAGAAUCCAGUGAGUCAGGAGAGCAGCCAGCCCCUCCCCAACCCGUUCAACACCAGAGCGGUACCUGUCGGAAAAACAAUGAACAUUUCCACCGGAGUCACAGUCUUCCUCUGUCUGCUGGUGGCGGUGGUGCUGCUGGUUUCCCUUCACAGAUGUAAAACAGGAAUGUGGUUCUUCCAAAAAACAGCCAUGCCGUGGGAAGCAGACUUCUGGAAGAACGACAGACCACAAAUAGCUACUGAAUCUAAUGGCACCAGUGCUCAAGAGAAGGGACUGACUGAUGAGGAAACACCGAUGGCAUAGGGGCCAAACAACGGCACGUCAGAACCUGUCAGGUGUAGCAUCCACAGUGAAGAGGAAAUGUUUCAGUGUUCCUGUGUUUACAGUACACAUAUUAUUUAAAAUCCCUUAUUAGUAGCGUCGGCUCAAGUGCCUCAAAUCUAGAAGUAAUGAUGCAGGAAUAAGUGAGUGAAGUUAUCUUUAGGAUCAUUUCAAAGGUAUAGUUUAGACACAAAACUGACAAAGUGAGUAUAAAGACGUUUUAAAGACUGGAGUUCUGCUGCUUGUUUAAAACAGUUGUCCGACGCAGUUCGGCGGACACAGGAUGGAGGGACUGUGAGCCGAGUCAACAUAAUGUUUGGGAGGUUUUUACCGGGAGCCGAAAUCAUCCGCUGAGGUCUCCUCCUCUCCAAAACAAACAGACCGGCUGAUUUAAAACCGGUACAAACACUAAAUUAAGUAUUUUCAUGUGAAACAUCAGUGUUUCUCCAAUGCAAUUCAGCUGCCGCAAAACGUUUGAGCUCAGCUUGUUUCUCUGAGAACUUCAGAUCCAGACAAAAUCCUUUCAUCCGGUUAAAAUAUAUAGUUAAAAACUACCAAGAUCUAAAGAGUGUGCCGUAAAAAUGUGGUUUAAAGUGGAUACAGAGUAAAUGUAUGACAACCACAAAGGGGAAAACUUAUUUUUCGACAUUUUAACAAGGAAAGGUUACUUUUAGAAGGCUAAGAAGGGAAGUAUUACGGUACAUUUAUUUAGCAUGAAAUAAAGAUAGACCAAUAGACUACACAUGCAGUGCAGAAAUAAAUAAAUAGAAUGUAAUAAACGCUUUGAGACUUUCCACUGAGGCACUGAGCUCAGACAAUAGCAGGAAAGUGCUCCUUCCUGUCUUGCAGCAUACCUGACACCUCAGACUCAUUAAACCAAGCAGGACUGGUGUGGAUCCGUGUCUCGGUGUUAGAGAAGAGCUUGGACUGUGUGGGGCGGAAGUGGACUGAUUAGAGGGAAAAGAGACGCCAUUGUGUGUUUUCAGCCGCCAGCUCUGCCAACAAAGCAAGGCAUUGUCCCGUUCUUUACUGCAACAGCUACUAUGCGAGUUGUGAACUAAAUAUUGUGAGAUUUCAAGCUUGAAAGUCAAUCAGCUAUUUUUAUUUUGGGGUUUUCUUUGUGUAUUAUAACUUCAUAGAUCUCAUUUACUCCAUCGUUGUUUGUUUGUAUUUUAUUGUGUAUUGGGCUUUUAUUUUGAAGGGCAGAGUAUAGAUGUUUGCUUUCUGUGUGUGGACGUGUGCUCUAAAAGGGAUGAUUGUUUUUGCACUUUCUUUCUUAGUUUUUUUCCUUGUAGUUUAAAAUAUGUUGCAAUACAGCGGAACAAAUAGUUUGUUCUUGUAACAUACUAACUGAAGACUUUCAGGUUAAAUGAUUUGUGAAAAUUGUUUAACAUGCAAAGCUUCUUAGGGAUGAAGUUUUUUUAAAUUGUAAAAAGUUCUCUAUACUCCGUUUCCACAAAAAGCUCUGAGUUAUUCAAUCCGUUAGCUUAGUAUUUAAGUGUUUGUGAAUGUAAAGAAUGCAGGUAUAUAAAUUAAGUGCUUUUGUAUGAGCUGUAUUUAAUAAAAGCAACAGAAUUUCA
This is a messenger RNA of Cottoperca gobio, 2917 nucleotides long. RefSeq lists its product as uncharacterized. The record is from RefSeq and is a predicted model, not a curated record. Gene Ontology annotation, cellular component: membrane. The transcript is spliced from 12 exons. NCBI's taxonomy places the organism in Eukaryota, Metazoa, Chordata, Actinopteri, Perciformes, Bovichtidae. The coding region runs from base 459 to 1319 and encodes 286 amino acids.